Messenger RNA from Cornus florida, 990 nucleotides. RefSeq names its product probable LRR receptor-like serine/threonine-protein kinase At3g47570. Bases 1 to 990 code for a protein of 329 amino acids. The transcript is spliced from 2 exons. Lineage: Eukaryota; Viridiplantae; Streptophyta; Magnoliopsida; Cornales; Cornaceae. Gene Ontology annotation, molecular function: protein binding. The record is from RefSeq and is a predicted model, not a curated record.
AUGACGGAUUUGGCAGCUGCUUCGUUCGUGAUGACAGCGGCGGACGGUAGCGGUGCGUUGCCGGCAAGCAAUGGUUUGGUUCGGCAACGUCGUCGUCGUGUGGAGAGCAGCCAACUGUUGUGGAUACGGUGCAGGGGCAAGGUGACGGUCUGUGGGUCUGGUGGUGGUGAUCUUUUAUUUCAUGAUUUCAAAUCAAUAUUUUUCUAUUAUGAUAUUGCAAGAACUUAUCGUCUCUUGAGGUACUUAAUGCAUUCCGGAACAAUCUUAGCGGGAGUGUUCCGGAACCUAGCAGCCAUUUCACUUGGAGCCAAUAGGUUAUCUGGUAUUAUCCCUCCCUCAAUCUUCAAUCUCUCUUCACUCACAGUUCUUGACAUGAGCUACUGUAACCAUCUCACGGGAAGCAUUCCUGAGGACAUAGGCAUCACUCUUCCUAAUCUUCAGUACCUUGGCCUCGACAAUAACCAAUUUACUGGAUCCAUUCCUAUUUCAAUAUCCAAUUUAUCAGAUUUGGGACUUUUUCAAGUCAGUCAUAACAAUCUUAUCGGGAAAGUGCCUACGAUGGAAGGGCUACAUAAGAUUCAGUUUAUAAAUAUUCUCGACAAUCAACUAGGAAGCGAGGGAGUUGAUGACGACUUAAGCUUUAUAUGCUCUUCGAUUAAUGCCACCAAUUUAAAAGUGUUGUCAGUGGACCGAAAUAAAUUUGGCGGAAUGCAUCCUAAGUGUGUUGGCAAUUUGUCAACCAACCUUGAAUUGUUCAGUGUGGCUGACAAUGAUAUAUCUGGAAGCAUCCCUACCGGGAUUGAGAAUCUCAUCAACUUGAAUUGGCUAAAUAUGUGGAGCAACAAGUUCAAUGGUAAUAUUCUCACUAAUAUUGGAAAACUCAUAAAGCUAAAUAAAUUGAAAUUGGAUGACAACAAUUUCUAUGGAAACAUUCCGUCGCCUAUUGGAAAUUUUGAGUGUUUUAAACCAGUUGACUUUGAGAAGCAAUGA